Molecule: messenger RNA, 621 nt
Organism: Helobdella robusta
Lineage: Eukaryota; Metazoa; Annelida; Clitellata; Rhynchobdellida; Glossiphoniidae
Exons: 1
Coding region: 1-621 (206 amino acids)
Source: RefSeq, a predicted model, not a curated record
AUGAUGUGCCUUGAUAGAAUUCCUUUCAUCAUCAGUAGCCCAGCAAUGAUGUUCUUCUUGCUCACUAUUAUCCUCCUAGCUAGCUUCGUAAUCGUGUUUCUUUACUAUAAGAAAAUGAAAAGAUUAAAAAAGCAAGACAGCAACAAUAAAAAUGGCGCCAACAUCUAUGACGUCAUCGUGGAUGUUAACAACAACAACAAUUGCGUCAUUGAAAAUGACAACAACAACAAAAAUGGCGUCAGGGUGGUUGAAAACAACAACAAAAAUGGCAUCACUGGAAACCACAACAACAACAAAACUGGCGCAAACAUUUAUAAUAACGUCACCAUGGAUGCAAACAACAACAACAACAACAAUGGCGUCAUUGAAAACAACAACAAAAAAAAUGGCCUCAAUAUUAAUGACGUCACCGUGGAUAUAAGCAACAACAGCAACAACAAUGGCGUCAUGAAAAACAACAACAACAGUUGCAUCAAUGAAAAUAUCCCCGGAAAUAAUAAUUAUAAUAAUAAUAAUUAUGACGUUGUCACUGAUGAUGACGUAGAUGAUGACGCCAGUAGCUGGCCUCUGAACUUAAGAGAAGAUUAUCCAUUUUUACCUAAAAUACAUUACGUACACUAA